Molecule: messenger RNA, 1807 nt
Organism: Camellia sinensis
Lineage: Eukaryota; Viridiplantae; Streptophyta; Magnoliopsida; Ericales; Theaceae
Gene: SETH2
Product: UDP-Glycosyltransferase superfamily protein
Biological process (GO): GPI anchor biosynthetic process
Cellular component (GO): glycosylphosphatidylinositol-N-acetylglucosaminyltransferase (GPI-GnT) complex
Molecular function (GO): phosphatidylinositol N-acetylglucosaminyltransferase activity
Source: RefSeq, a predicted model, not a curated record
UUUUUGCCGAGUUGAAAGACAAGCAUGGGUCCAUUUGGGAGGACGGAUCUGGCACUGAAAUUCAUGAAGCAAAUGAAGCUCCAUUUUCACACUCUCUCGCUCUCUUUCUCUCUCAUCUAAAAACUGAAACCAGAUUGGCAUUGCCCACUACUCCUUGGUGUUCGGAUGCCAAACAUGGGUGAAUGGUUGAAACAUAGAAUUUUGAUGGUGUCUGAUUUUUUUUAUCCCAAUUUUGGUGGCGUGGAGAGUCACAUUUAUUAUCUAUCACAAUGCUUACUUAAGCUUGGCCACAAGGUUGUGGUAUUGACUCAUGCUUAUGAAAAACGUUCUGGGGUCAGGUAUAUGACUGGUGGCCUGAAGGUCUACUACCUACCAUGGAAACCGUUCCUUAUGCAGAACACACUGCCCACCUUUUAUGGGACACUUCCAAUAAUAAGGACAAUUUUGAUUCGGGAAAAGAUAUCGUUAGUGCAUGGACAUCAAGCUUUCUCAACUCUGUGUCAUGAAGCUUUGAUGCACGCACGCACAAUGGGGUACAAGGUUGUAUUUACAGAUCAUUCGCUCUAUGGUUUUGCUGAUGCGGGUAGCAUUCACAUGAACAAAGUACUGCAAUUUACUCUAGCAGAUGUGAGUCAGGCCAUUUGUGUUUCUCAUACAAGUAAAGAAAACACAGUUCUAAGGUCAGGGUUGCCGCCAGAGAAGGUUUUUGUAAUUCCAAAUGCUGUCGACACAGCUAUGUUCAAGCCUGCGCCAGAACGACUUAGCACUGAUGAAAUUGUUAUAGUUGUGAUAAGUAGAUUGGUUUAUCGAAAGGGUGCAGAUUUGCUUGUUGAAGUAAUCCCUGAAGUAUGCCGUAAAUAUCCCAAUGUUCGUUUUGUCGUUGGAGGAGAUGGGCCUAAAAGGGUGAGGCUAGAAGAGAUGAGAGAAAAGCACUCUCUUCAGGAUCGAGUGGAAAUGUUAGGCGCUGUUCCGCAUGCCAAAGUACAGUCUGUUCUGAUUUCAGGCCACAUAUUCUUAAACAGUUCUUUAACAGAAGCAUUUUGCAUAGCAAUAUUGGAAGCUGCAAGUUGUGGAUUAUUAACAGUCAGUACACGUGUGGGAGGUGUCCCAGAGGUUCUACCAGACGAUAUGGUUGUACUAGCGAAACCUGAUCCCAUUGAUAUGGUACAAGCAAUCCAGAAGGCAAUAGCCAUGCUUCCCAAAAUAGAUCCACAAGAUAUGCAUCUUCGUAUGAAAAAAUUGUACAGUUGGCAUGAUGUUGCUAAAAGGACAGAGAUUGUCUAUGACCGUGCUUUGAGAUGCUCGAAUCAGAGUCUUUUAGAACGACUUUCACGGUACCUCACAUGCGGUGCUUGGGCAGGCAAGCUUUUCUGCUUGGUUAUGAUCAUUGAUUUUUUGUUUUGGCAUCUGUUGCAACUAUUCAAGCCUGCUGCUGAUAUCGAGGUGGUACCUGAUUUCAUUCUACCACAUUGUCAACAUGGAGAGAAGUUGAGAGAUUUCAAUGAGUAAAAGCUUGAAAUUGAGAUCAUUUACAGGGUUCAAAUGUUAUAUUCCAGGCAGGGUGUUUUGACUUUAUCUUCUAAUCCUAUCGUGCUUGCCAUUUUCAAUAUCCUGUUCUUUGGUUGAGGUGGCAAAGGGGUAUGGUGGGUUUAGGUAGUAUGUUGUAGGUGCAAAAAUUGACUAGCCAAAAAAAAAAAAUGUCUUGUUUGUAUCUGAUUUUAUGUGUGUAUAUAUAGAUGUAUAAUUUUGUUCUCAUAUGUAUAUACUCUUCCCUCCCCCUUUUUUUUCUCUAUAUCGUGGACCAUUA